AUGCAACCGACGGCGAUGCUCCCGAAACUUACGGAGACCACACAAACUAUAUCCUUCUCUGAAGGAGAAGAUGGAUGCAAUAUGACAGGCGAGGUGUACGCCACUGACGUAGUGGUAACCACAAACGCUGGCACACACAGUCAUGGCAGUUCCAAGGUGAAGCUUAAAAGUCUGGUGGACUACAACUGGGAACCGCGUCUGUACUCCGGACAAUUGCUAGCUGUACACCUUAGCGGAAAAUACUUGGCUUACUGCAUCAAGGCACCAAAUGCUAUGAACCCUGGGACAUGGUGUGGUAUGGUGCGAGUGGUAUACAAUCCAGAGCCUGGAUCUGAUAGACGUGCACUCAUUAAGGGCAUGAAAGGGGAGGUGCAAGAUUUGGCCUUUGCUCACAUCCAGAGCGAAGUGGUGUUGGCUUGUAUUGACGAACAGGGCAAUUUCUAUGUCCAUGAGAUAGAAGUCACAGAUAGUGGCCUGAGAUGCACGUUGCUGGUGGAAAUCCGCGAGGACACUGGAGCGGGCGGCGGAGUGCACCGCGUGGUGUGGUGCCCGUACAUCCCAGACGAUGAUGACGAUUCUCCCGACGACGACGUCGCCAGGUUGCUGCUCACUACGCAUAGUAAUAUCGCUCGCAUGUGGAACAUCCGCGCCGUGGCGUCCCGCGCCAGCGGCGGCGAGUGGCGCGGCGCGGCCAGCGCGCUGCUGGCGGGGCAGGCGGGGGGCGCGGGCGGGGGGCUGGCCCUGGCCGCCGCCGAGCACGCGGCCCCCGUCGUCGACGCCGCCUUCUCGCCCGACGGCACCGCGCUCGCCACCGCCUCCGCCGACGGAUACGUCAUGUUCUUCCAGGUAUACAUGGCGAGCGAAGGCAGCCCGCGGUGCCUGCAUAAAUGGCAACCGCAUGGUGGCAAGCCACUCUCCUGCCUCUUCUUCCUCGACAACCACAAGAACUACAAUACCGACGUUCAAUUUUGGAAAUUCGCGGUAACCGGCGCGGAGAACAACACAGUUAUCAAAAUCUGGUCGUGCAAAUCCUGGAACUGUCUCCAGACCAUCACGUUUACGCCGAGCAUUGGCGCCGAGUCCACGACUCUAGGUCUCAAAGCCAUGUUGGACACAAGCGCGAGCUAUUUGCUGGUCUCGGACUUUAGAGCGAGAAGCCUGUACGUACUGAACAUGGCGCGAGACAAGGACGACACCAUGGCGUACUGCAAAAACAUCGCCGAGUUUCUAUUGCCUUACCCCGUACUGAGUUUCUGUAUUAUUGAUGCCGGUGAGUGGUCAUAUUUAUACAUUUUGUUUCCUACCUUACGAGCUGGUGCCCGCGACUUCGUCUGCCCGACGCAGGCGACUGAGCCAGUGCUGUCCGCAGAGGAGGAGGCGGCCACGUGCGGCGCGCUGUGCGAGGCCGCGUUCCUGCGCAACGGCUCGGAGGGCGGCGCGUCGCCCGCGGCGUCGCCGUGCGCGUCCCCCGCGCCGCCGCCCGCCGCCGCGCGCCUGCGCCUGUACAUCGUGCAGCCCAAGGGGCUGCAGGAGGGCGAGCUCGUCUACUGCCCCCCCAAGGCGCACGACCUGCACCGCGACCUGCUGCAUGAUCUGUCCGAACUGAACCUCGAGGACGCGGGGUGCGAGGGCAGCGGGGGCGGGGGCGGCGACAUGGCGCUGCAGUCUAGCAUCUUGCAGCAGCAGAGCGCGCAGCUGAAGAGCCUGCUGCUGCGCAGCCAGACGCAGCCCGGCAGCCUCAUGGCCCGGGCCGAUUCGCCGCCCGCGCCGCUCAACCUCAUGACCCCCGACGCCUUCAGUGUUACUUGUUGGGAUGUGCAGAUGCAGGUGGCUCAAAUCCAGUCGCUGAUGUCGGGCGGGGACGUGAAUGGCGCGUUCCAGCUGGCGCUGUCGGCAGCGGACCUGUCGCUGGUGGUCGCUGCGUGCAGAGGGGCUGACCCCGCGCGCGUCUUCAAUCCACUCUGCCAGCUCAAGCAGCACGUGCUGUUGUCGCUGGUACAGCAGCUAGCCGCCGACCUGCGCAACGACACCGACACUCUGCUCAAACACAGGUACCUAGAAGAAGCGGUAAUGAACUUGGACACAACGAAUCCGGUGACCAGGGAGCACCUACCGGGUGUGGUUCGCGAGCUACAAAAGCAGAUUAUGGCGUUCCUCGCCAGCAACCCUCAGCACGCUCUGACGCGGCAGUUCAAGAUGCUGCUGAUGGCGACCGAGUCGCUGGUGAAGACCGUUUGACCCGGGGCUGCCACCUUACUGCCCGCCCCUCAUUUGUGCCCCUGCGAGCACCACCUUCGUGCUUUUUAGCGUCUAGUCACAGUAGACACUUCUGUGAUUCUCGCGUACCGGACAGUGCGAUACGACACUCAGUGAUUCCUCGUUUAGUGAUUACGUUGUUAGUGAUAAGUGAUAUUGCGGUUGACGUGUUAUGUGCAAAAACUUUUUUGUUAUAGCAAGCAAUAGGUAAUGUUCUAAGAAACAAGUAUCCAAAAGUGCCGAAAUGAUUAUGCGGUCUGAUACGUAACUUACAGUCGGUAGUACAGACAAUACCUAUGUCUGGAGAAUUGACAAAUGAAUCAUACCGUCUGUACGUGUUUUGGAAAUAGAGGCGAAAAAAGUGUGAUAAGUAGUGCACAGGUGCAAUAAUCAACUCUAUGCUUAUAAAGAUACGAGUCACUGCCUGUAUUUAUAAGUCAGUAAAUAACAAACAAACAUGUGCCUCACUUCUGUCUUAAGGUAUACUCAAAUGUUUAAGGAUUACGCUGCACAUGCUUUUUAUUAAAAUUACAUUUAUGAACACUCACAAAAUGCUCACAAUAAAAUGUCUACAUCCACCAUUACAAUUUUUCUAACUGUAGUUUUUCGUUGUGACUUAAUGCAUUAAAUUAAAUAUUGUAAAUAACACAUGUGGAAUAGUAAUAUUACCUCUGUUCAUUUGCACGUUGACAAACUGGGUAGAAACACGAUAAAAGAACUUUUAUGAAACGGUAAGUUGUAUCUUAGCAAAGAUGCUAACACCAAUUUCCGGUGCUGUAGGUUGAUAUUAUUAAAUGUAACAGUUAUACAUAUAAGAUAACUUUUAAAUGUAUAAAGUGUCGACAUAUGUUUACAGUAACGUGAGAAGUCAAAUUGGGAGUUAGAUAACAUCUUUGGUCAUAAGUAUUGGUUAGUUUCGUAGUGUCUCAUGUAAAUUCUAACUGACAUGACGUUUCAAAAAAGGUUAUGAAAAAGACAUUCCUUAUCAAUUGAUGUAACUCCUAGUUCUGAAGCGCCGCUGCCACUGCGACGCCGCAGUUGUGGUCGCCCUUGACACCAAUGCUCUACUAAUGUACGAUUUUAGUUGGUCCCGUAGCAUGGGCUGCAGUCGCACCGCUGGUGCUGUAGUACGACGCCGCAGUUUCUGCGGCGGCAAAAGACGCCAUGUGUAAUCACCCUUUAUGUUUGUCGAAAACGUCGAUUAAAGAUAUUGGUAGAUCGCUCAAAAGGUGGCACCGUCGUAAGAAGACCACUGAUAUGCCUUCAUUCCUUGGUGACCACGCGAAUCACUUGCAAUGCGCAUUUAAAAAUCGCAAAAUCUACAUUAAAAAUAUUUAAAAAAGAUGAAGAAUCGUACUUAUAGCAAUUAUAUCAUCUUAAACUUCGUUUUAGUUUAAGGGAUUUUAAACGUAUUUUUUCAAGUUAUCUAAUCUUUUAUCUAUCCGUUUUACUCUCGCGGGCGACGGUAAUUAUUGAAACGAUACGGCACUUCAGCUGCGUCGUGAGCGCAACAUUAAGUGUGAGGCCAGACGAGCGUAAUUUGUGAGUUGUGAGUUGCGUUUUAUGGAUUUCGCACUUUGCGCUGCAUUCGGUUUCAUAUAAAAGUACGGUUUGUUUCACACGACGAUGCAAAAUGAGUUAUAUAUAGGGAAGGGGUCUCUUUGGUAUAGGCUGCGCAUGAGUAUAGAUGUUUCUUGCGAAAAUGUUUGCUACGGAAAUUAAAAAAUAAGUAAUUAAAUAACUUAAUUGAUUGAUAUUAUUAGUCUUUCCUCUGGCCUGAUUGAUUGUCUCAUAUUUGUAUCUGACUUAGCAAUAAAAGGUUUUACUAGGCUUAAUAAUUCUUGAAAAACAUUUAUUGGCAUGUGGUAGUACUUAACAAAUUGAUCUGGAUGUUCACAUAAACUUGUGUAUAAUAUUAUGAAACUGUCACACUUUAAUCGUUUCAUAUUGAGUGGAUGUACCCAGCUUCUUUUUCUUUUUCGAACAUCGUCUUCUAACGCUUCAUAAAUGCAUACUAUUUUUAAUGGAUCCAUUACACUAUUACGACACAAACACCCCGUAUAAACGCUUAAAAGCAAUUGAAUAAAACACGUUCGUCUGGCGCUCCAACCGAAUUUCGGUCGAGCGCAAAAAAAACGCAACUCACAAAAUAACGCUCGUCUGUCCUCACAUUAAGCGUCAAAAUGAUGUAACUCACAUUAUCCAGUAAUUAAUUUGUACUUUCUUUCAUAUUUGUACGAUUCAUUACACUGUACUCUUUUUUAGAUAUCUUGUUUCAUUUGUGGAUAUCAUUUUUAUUACCCUUUCCAUCAUCCAAGACAAAAGGUAAUAUGGAGAAAUUUGCACAGAUUAAUUAUUAUUAUUACGACACUGUUAAUAAUAUAUUAAGAUCUAUAUCAGAGCGAAUUAUAUCACACGUUAGGAAUACUUGCAAAAUAAGCAAAGAGGUAUACACUUAUAUAAGCAAUUGUUGAAGCGAAGAUAAUGUGUGGGUUUGAUUUAUGUGGAAUCGUGCAUCUACCAAUAUAUUUGAUCAAAGGUUGAAAGCUACAUUUUCGGGCCAUUCAAGACGAGUGAAUGGGUAUUUACUGGACAAACAUUUCAUGUCUCGAGCUGUAGAUAUUGGCAUUGUCAUGACAUACUUACUGAAAUAUGCUGCUCUGAAAAAGUCAGCGGCGUUUCAAAAAAUGUUCCAUUUAGUUACAUAAAUAUGGACAUCGCAAAAUUGGUGUUCUGAUCUGAUUUUAGAAUAACGCGUCUAUUUGUAAAUGUACGAUUGAUAGCUAAAACCUGACAGUAAUAGUACUUGUGCUAUCGGACAUAGCUAUUAUCAGUUCAUUAAAACAUUAUCACCUCUAAAACGUUAUCAAUUUAAGUAAUUGAAUUCGUUACCAAUGUUAUUAAAUGAGUCAUACAUAACCUGUAAAAAAAUUUUGCUUUUAGAUGAUAAUUCCUAUUAAACUUACUAAAUUGUUUUGAGUUUUUUAAAAUAAAUUAAAUUUUAUUUGUUCUUUUUUUGUUAUUGCAGAGGAAUUCAUUAUUGCUCUUUCCUGUGAUAAUUGAUAACUUGAUAACUUUAUUAAGAAAAUCGACAAGUAUUUUUUUUUCUUCUAUUAUUGUAUUUCAAAUGUUUCGUUGUCUUUAUAUGUAUGUAUAGUUGAGGGUUGCAAAUGCCUUGACGACCUUGCAGGAACAAUAGGAUAGUAUAAACUUAUAGUUUGCUACAUUAUAAUCUGUUCUAGAGAUUUCAC
Hyposmocoma kahamanoa is the source of this 5507-nucleotide messenger RNA. It is a transcript of the gene Ge-1, whose product is annotated as enhancer of mRNA-decapping protein 4. Gene Ontology annotation, biological process: deadenylation-independent decapping of nuclear-transcribed mRNA. Lineage: Eukaryota; Metazoa; Arthropoda; Insecta; Lepidoptera; Cosmopterigidae. The transcript has 12 exons. Gene Ontology annotation, molecular function: protein binding. The record is from RefSeq and is a predicted model, not a curated record. Gene Ontology annotation, cellular component: P-body. The coding region runs from base 1 to 2238 and encodes 745 amino acids.